AUGAAAACUUGCACCGCAAAGGAAGUAAUGGCUUACAAAUCGCUGUCAGAAUUUUCCUUGGAGGAUAAUUCGUUGUUUAAUCACGUGGAUACAAAAACUAACAUUUUUCAAAAACUGGAACCAGUAGAGCAGACCUUCUAUGAACCCGAAAUAUUAAUUAUGUCAACUGAUUCAAAGAUCCAAUUAUUAAAAAUUAAUAAAAAUAAUUUGCCAUCAGAGAUUAGUGAAGAAGCUCAUUUUCUACCAUCGAAAACAUGUGGAAAGUCUGAAAUAACAUUAUUACCAAUAAAACAAGAGCAAAAAUCUUGUGGGCAUUAUGAACCAUGUGAAAAUAUUAUUUGUGACGUUAAUGUUCAGCACUAUGUCGAUCAGCUAGGAUCAUCACCAAUGUUGGCUGUAAAUAUUGAUGACUCAGAAAUAAAUGCAAAAGUUUCGAAGCACUGUAAAAAUUCAAGGUGUGACGCUUUAAGUAUUGAGCAUAAUCGUUGCAGAAGAGCAAUAAUUCGUCUUAAUCGAUGUGAUAAAUCUAACGCAUGUGAUAUUUGUGGAGUAGUACUAAAAACUCGUAAGUCUCGAAUACAUCAUGGAAAUUGUAGGCGAAAAAACGAGUAUAGGCAUAAUCCAGUUGAUGGAGCACAAAUAUUACGAGAAAAAAUGCGAGAACGAGAGUUACAAAUAAUGGAAGCAGUUAGAGCUAGAAAAAAUGACUACAGUGAUCCGAUUACAUGUUACAAUAAAGCUAUAGAAAUGUUAAAAAAUAAUUCUGAACUCAUUGUUAUCCCUAAAAUGAUGACACCAUCACAACCACCAAUUGUAAAUCAAAAAGAUAAUAUGAAUGAGACUAAAACUCUAACAAUCAAUGGAGUUUCACAAAGUUUUGAUCAAUUGUUGAAAAACAUACCCAACAUAACGAUCAAGAAUUUACAUUCGCAACAAAAUGUUCCUAAUAAUAAAUUAAAUUCUAGCGAAAAGAACGAGACUCUUUCCAAUUAUAAUAAAGUUGAUUCGACAAACAAUGUCACAGCAGGAGAUAAUAAGUUUAUAAUAACUACAAUAUCUCAACCAACGGUGCCUCAUUCUUUUGUAAUAAAUGAUAGGAUUUUGACGCAACUCAAAUCAAACAUGGAAACAAACGUGCAAAACCCUUAUAUUAUGCCAGUUAGAGUACUUCCCAUCACUAAUCUUAAGUCUGAGCCUUCUUUGCUUCAUCAAAUUCAGGGUAUUCCAAAGUUUUGUAUCAUUGCAGAUAAUCCUACACCAUCUGGAACAUUGAUUAAAAUUCCGCCGAUUACUAAUACUCAAUCAUCACCUUCGUCAAAAUCAAAAUUAUCACACAAACCUUCGAUAUUAUUAAAAUCUAGGUCUAAUAAUAUUCCAAUCAAACCGAAACCAACGAAUCCAGGAUUCACAGUAAUUAAUUCUUUUCAGCCUUUUAAACAUGAAAUUAUUAACCGAAGAAAAAGGAUUGAGCAAAAGCCGUUCAAGUGUGAAUAUUGCUCCAAAAGAUUUCUUACUGACUGGUAUUUUAGAUUGCAUAUUAUCAAGCAUAAAGGGGGAAUGGUCUUAAAAUGUAGUGAAUGUGAUCUGUCUUUUAGUAACACUGAAGAUCUAAACAAACAUGUUAGUGAUGGACAUAAUGCUGAUGCUGCCGAAAUUUCGUGUAGAAAUUCGGACAGUGAUGUUGAAAAAGAAAAGGAUGAUGAUAAAUGUAUUUCUUGUGAGGAUUGUGGAAAGAUAUUCGAUUCUGAUACUGAAAUAGACCAACACGAGUGUAUAAAUAUAAAUGAUUUAGUUAGUACACAAACAAAUUUACUAAUAAGUAGCGAAAACUGA
Molecule: messenger RNA, 1833 nt
Organism: Cotesia congregata
Lineage: Eukaryota; Metazoa; Arthropoda; Insecta; Hymenoptera; Braconidae
Source: the annotation of a GenBank genome assembly